AUGUCGGGGAUGAAGAAUUCGCCGUUUGGCAAACGAUUACGAGCCUCACAUCGAGAGGACGACGAUGGAUCACCCAGGAAGAAUCGGCAAAGGGUCAACCCAAUGUUCGGUGUCGGCUCAGCAGACCUUACAAACUCGACGCCGUCGCUCGACUCUCGGGCGGGCACCAGUGAAAGCGUGUUUCCUCCAACGUCACCGCGACGGCACGAAUAUGGCGACAGAUUUGUACCUUCGAGAGAGUCUGGCGAUAUCCGGACGUCGUUUCAUCUGCUGGAAGAGGGAGGGCCGUCGACGCCGUCGAAAAACAGGAUAAUACCCUCCGAGUCUGACGCACAGAAGGAACAAGCAAACUCGAUGUUUACAUCGAUCUUACACACAGAAGUCACCCCGCCAUCCCCCCAACGCCAGAUUUCUCCAAUCCGCUCAGCACUACCGCCCUCCACACCUACACGUCGCCGGCUCUUCACCUAUAAAUCGCCAGGAUCCAACGCUGCAUCUCCAAGUAGACGAUUAGACGACCCCAUCGAUGAAGCUUAUUCAAUGAGCCCCGUUCGAGCAGCGAGCCGGAGACUUCUAGAAAGUCCCCGGAGACAGCCCCGGAGUGUUUGCAAGACCCCCUACCGCGUUCUGGACGCCCCAGAACUCGCAGACGACUUUUAUCUCAACCUGGUCGACUGGUCGAGCACCAACGUACUGGGAGUGGGACUGGGGUCAUGUGUCUACCUCUGGACUGCACAUAACGCUCAUGUCAACAAGCUGUGCGAGCUGUCCGCCUCACACGACAGCAUUAGUUCGGUUUCGUGGGUGCAAAAGGGGACGACUCUCGCCAUUGGAACGCUUCUCGGUCAACUGCAGAUUUACGACGCCAGCACCCUCACGCUUAUUCGAACGUAUCAACAAGCCCAUACGCAGCGAAUAGGUGCCCUCGCAUGGAACUCUCACAUACUCUCCUCUGGCUCUAGAGACAGGAUGGUACACCACCGGGACGUACGCGAGCCUGGGGAGAGGCCUUUUAAACGGUGCACGGGCCACCGACAGGAGGUCUGCGGGUUGAAAUGGAGCGGGGACGGAGGUGCGGGGUCUGCCAACCUGGCGAGUGGCGGGAACGACAACAAGGUGUGCAUCUGGGAUCUACGGGGGUCACGGAGAGCAGCGAGGCCGGGACAAUCAACGACCGCCGGAGGCGCCGUUGGGGAUGAACCGGGCGACACGCCAUUGUGGAAGUUCCAUGAACACACCGCUGCUGUCAAGGCUCUGGCUUGGGACCCCCAUGUCACUGGCGUCCUGGCGACUGGCGGCGGUACUCAGGACAAGCACAUUCGUUUCUGGAAUGUAAUCAAUGGCACGAUGACGUCGGAACUUGAUACCGGGAGCCAGGUCUGCAACCUUAUCUGGUCCAUGACCUCCCAUGAGCUGGUCUCGACUCACGGUUUCUCCUCGACCACGGCGCAGAAUCAGAUCUGCAUUUGGAAAUAUCCAACGUUGAGCAUGGUUGCAUCCUUGACGGGCCAUACGAACCGUGUUCUUUACCUCGCCAUGAGCCCUGACGGCGAGACGAUCGUGACGGGCGCGGGUGACGAGACGUUACGAUUCUGGAACGCCUUCCCCAAGAAAGAAAGGCACAAUCGCGGAGGGGGCAGCAAACUGGAUUAUGCGCACCAAAUCCGCUGAUCAACAUUCCCUCUCACCUCCUAUCUCACUCGCCCACCCAUCCUGCCUGCCAGCCUCAUAUGCCGUCACGACGUCGCCACGCCUUGUCUAUGACUACCAGCCUAUAUCCUAUUUUGCUUUGAUUUAUUUAUCUCAAUCGCAUGCACUUCAUUCUCGGAACCAUCAACGCACAGCACACCGUCCCCAACAUAUAUAGCAGCCCCAUCAUCUACUCCCGCCAUACGCCUAUCCCAGCUCCGACAACAUCGACUCACCACAUUAGCCUCAUCCUCAUCCCCCCACACACAAACAGACACCUAUGAUUUUCCGCCUCUGUCACCCCUAUGGCUGCGAGCGCCCCAUCUUCUCAAUGUACAUUUCUCAAGGCUUUCUCCUCUUGCAAUAAGUAGCCCCCCUUUCUUCAAGCUAGCCAC
Molecule: messenger RNA, 2084 nt
Organism: Coprinopsis cinerea okayama7#130
Lineage: Eukaryota; Fungi; Basidiomycota; Agaricomycetes; Agaricales; Psathyrellaceae
Exons: 3
Coding region: 1-1671 (556 amino acids)
Biological process (GO): positive regulation of anaphase-promoting complex-dependent catabolic process; positive regulation of ubiquitin protein ligase activity; anaphase-promoting complex-dependent catabolic process
Cellular component (GO): anaphase-promoting complex
Molecular function (GO): ubiquitin ligase activator activity; anaphase-promoting complex binding; protein binding
Source: RefSeq, a predicted model, not a curated record